GCUUGACGUGGACUAUCAUAGGGCUAGCUAGCAGUAAGUAGUCCUCAAUAGAGACAAGCUACUAGCUAGCUAGCUAGUCUAGCUAGCUACUAGCUAGAGUCGUAAGUGGAUGACAGUCUUUUUGCUUUUGGCUCGAUUGCUGCUGCUUGAUUGUCUGUCUGUCUCCACGCAGGACAAGAAGCUCUGACUACUGUGCUCAGCUGAACAGAAAACUUCAAAGUGAGAAAGCUAGAAAGACUGAAGAGACUCAAUUGUCUCUCUUUUUAUCAACCGCCACUCAGGCUGCUAACACCACGUGGGAGCCAACAAUAACAAGGAGCUUCUUAGCGCACUAGCUAGCAGUCUUAGCUUGCAGCAGUUCUUGCAGCCAAAUCCACACUCACACCCUUACCCACCCUUACCCACCAUACCAUCUGAUCACCUGAUCCCCUUAGCCCAACUAAGGAUUAAGCCAACCACUUGACUUAGCUUAAGUCAACGCUUAAGUCCAAGCUAAGUCUAAGUCUAAGUCAACGCUACUAGUAGAGCCAAGAUGGGAAGAAAGCGAUCUCUGCGCGGGCCACAGCCACAGCAAGGGCAAGGACAAGGACCGCCUCCGACCGCAUCGUCAUCGGCUGCACUACGUCAAAACCGUUUGAACCUGUCUAGCAUUCAGCUGUUGCAUUUGGACGAAGAUCAGGACGAAUGCUCGGAUAUUGGAGACUUGUCCGUUUCCACUCAUGCCAGUGGAAUUGGCUUGGAUACCAGCAACGCGAACAACGACCGCGGGAUUGCGGGAAUUGACGAUUUGUAUCAUCAAGACAGCGAGUCUCAAUCUCCCUCUGAUGAUUGCUCUGUCGGCACUGCCCAUUCAUCCGUCAAAGUCAAGAGAAUUGCGAAACGGGAAACUAGAAAAGUCACUCGAUGGAAAACUCUCGUCAUGACGCUGCUACUCAUCAACGCGGGGCUCGUUACCAUUUCCACAUUCGACUUUAUGAGACGCCAAGAAGAGGACGAGUUCCAGGCUGCGUUCUACAGAGCUGCAAAGACGGUCAGCGAUGCUUCGCACUACCAUGCACACGGAUUGGUCGAUGCCCUAAGAACCUUUGGGGAUACAACCACUUCAUACGCUCUAGACACAAACGUACAGUGGCCAAGGAUCACAAUGCCACAUUUCGAACGAAGAGCAGCUGCCAUGAGACACAAUUCAUUCCUCAACAUGUUUGCUGUCGUUCCCAUUGUACAUGCCAAGGACAGAGCUGAUUGGGAGGAGUACACAGAAUACACACAAUCGUGGAUACAAAACAGUUACGAUCUGGUAAAAUCCACAGAAGAUCCGGGGCAGCAUGCAUCCUCCAGAACCACUGUCACCCAUGGACAAGAUCAACAAGAACAACUACUACAUGUAGAUCUAGUAGACCAGGACGACGACCAAGACAUACAUCAUCAACGGGAUGCCAUCCACAUUCCCACGUCAAUACACAACCCCAUGAGAGCAACACAAUUCGGAGUCGACAUACCUGCAGACCUGGCACCCACAAACUCGACCGGGCCAUAUGCGCCUCUGUGGCAAAUAUCACCGCCGCCACUACCCACGGCCAUUCAUGGCAUCAAUUCCGAUCUACUCGCUAUACAACCAUUGGCGGAUCUAGUUCUAGCCAUGCAUCAGUCAAGAUUCAUUGCAGUAUCCAUGGCCAGAUCAAUGGACUUGUUCGAUGGAGACAUGGUAUUCGAAUACUACACGAACAGAAACAGAAGACAUAGACAUAGACAUAGACGUCUGGGGGCUGAUCACAAUCACAAUCACGAUAACGGACAAGGUCAUGAACAUUUGGAGGACCAAACAGAACAAAAACAAACAAACAGCAAUACUACAUCAUUGUUCCCAAGCCCAAACAGCAUCAUUGUCUAUCCAAUAUACGACUCAUUUGAUAGAUUGAACCGGAGGAUAAAGGCAUUCAUGAUGGGGGUCAUGCCAUGGGACCGAUACUUCUCCGAUCUUCUACCAGCUGAGGUCUAUGGAAUUGUCGGAAUAGUGCAAAACACGUGUGGCCAGUCUUUCACCUUCUCCAUUGAUGGACCUAAAGCUACCUUUCGGGGGGAGGGAGAUCUACACGACCGCAGAUUUGAUGGUAUGAUGGUCGAAACAGCCUUUGAAGAAUUCCGCAGCAUUAGGGGAUGGGCAAACGAAAGUGGAAACAACCUAGUGGGGCACUGUGACUACAAGUUUACGAUAUACCCAACGGCGGAAUUUAGGGACAUCUACACCUCCUCGAGACCAGAGUACUUUGCGCUAGGGCUUACCGCUCUCUUCGCAUUCACCGGGAUGGUCUUUUUGGUCUAUGUUUACGCCAGUCGCCGCAGACAACGGAAAGUCAUGGCCGUCGCACUCAGCACCAGCGCCAUUGUGGCAUCCAUGUUCCCAUCCAAUGUCCGUGACAGGAUCCUCCAAGAUGCAGAGGAAGAGGCAAUACGAAAAAUCGAAGAAGACAGACAAGAACGCUUGGGGACAGAAAGAGUGAGCGAAACGAAUCGCAACAGUAGCAGCGACUUGGUGACCCCAUCUGAUGACCAUCCUGAAAGCGAGAACAAUCCAAGGCUCCGGAACUCUGUGAGGUCGUCUGUAAUGUCAUCCUUACGGUCAUCCAACAGAUCCAGGUCGCGCCCUAUUGCAGACCUGUUUCCAGACGUUACCAUCAUGUUUGCUGAUAUUGUUGGAUUUAGCGCAUGGAGCAAUGUAAGAGAACCGCAUCAAGUCUUUGCGUUGCUCGAGACCAUCUACCACGCGUUUGAUAGCAUCGCUCGCCGGAGACGGGUGUACAAGGUCGAAACGAUUGGUGACUGCUACGUAGCUUGCGCUGGACUUCCGACUCCACGAGGAGAUCAUGCAGUCCUGAUGGCAAGGUACGCGCGUGAUUGUCUGGAGGCGCUUGGCAGCCUGACAAAGCAACUGGAACGUUCCCUUGGGCCGGAUACCGGAGAACUGACCAUGAGGUUUGGGCUUCACUCCGGUCCAUGCACCGCUGGAGUCCUCAGAGCUGAGCGAGCCAGAUACCAAAUUUUCGGUGACGCUGUGAAUGUAGCUGCCAGGAUGGAGAGUACCUGUGAGCCAGGUCAGAUUCAACUUUCACAAGACACUGCCGAGCUGUUGGCGGCUGCAAAAAAAUCUUCCUGGUUCAUCCCAAGGGACCAGCUAAUCGAGGCAAAAUCCAUUGGCUGCAAGAUCCAAACAUAUUGGUUGCAUCCAAAACGAGACGAACAGGAAGUCAAGUCAGAAGGGCACUCAUCUGACACGGAUUCUGUGACACAUCACUGGCUGGAAGUUCCGUCUAAUCUCGCGCGAGGAUCAGAUACUCUGAGAGCCCAUUUGUCUGAUCAAAACCAAAGGCUCGCAGAGUGGAACUCAAACCAACUUUUGACCCUUUUGAACCAAGUUGUGAAACAGCGAAAUGCACGGGUUGCCCGCGAGGGCAACGAUUCGGCCAUCGAAGAAGCCUGUGUGGAGAACAUUCAUCUUCGUUGGAAUGUAGACUCCGUCGCAAUAAUCGAUGAAGUGAAAGAUGUCAUUCCCCUGCCCUCCUUCGACCCUGCGUUGCUUCCAAACGAGCUUGACAACAAAAUGACUGAUCUCCCCGAGAUUGCGAUUCAACAACUGCAUGACUUCGUUUCAAUCAUCUGCUCCAUGUACAAAAAGGAUCUUCCUAAUAACAACUACCAAAAAGCAAGUCACGUCACGAUGGGAGUGGUCAAACUGCUUUCACGAAUUGUCUCGAAUCCACGCAAUGACAACAGAGGUGUUGGCGCGAAGCCGAGCGAGAAGCUUGAAGAUGCGCCCACUCCCGAAAUGCUGCUUUACGAGAAGAGCCUUGGCAUUGCUGCUGACCCCAUGUCCCAGUUUGCUCUUGCUUUCGCUGCGUUGAUUGCAGACGUCGACCAUCCUGGCGUGACAAAUGAUCAGCUUGUUUGCGAAGGUUCUCGCUUGGCAAGGAUCUACAAUCAUGUCAGCAUUGCUGAGCAGAAUAGCUUCACUACGGCGUGGGAUCUGCUUAUGGAUCCAAUGUUUGGCGAACUGAGAUCAACGAUUUACUCAACGCGAGAGGAGUUUGAACAUUUUCGACAAGUCCUCGUGAAUGCAGUUAUGGCGACGGAUAUGAACAACGUUGGUGUGAAUGAAGCUAGAGUACUUCGAUGGGAGAAAGCGUUCUACAAGGAGAGCAACAAAGAUAAAGUCGAUGAAUUGCCUUCGGAAGACGCAACAAACCUGAGCGCCAGUACGAAUAGUUUCAAAAAGAAAUUCAACCUGGACCGAAAAGCAACUGCGAUGAUGGAGAGUAUCAUGCAGGCUUCCAGCAUUUCCUCGAAUAUGCAACAUUGGCACGUGUUCAGGAAGUGGAACGAACGAGAGUUCCAGGAAGCCAGUCGAGCGUUUCAGCAGGGCCGAGGAGGUCAGAACCCAAGCGAAACCUGGUAUCAGGCACAGCUAGACUUCUUUGAUAACAUUGCCAUUCCGCUGGCAAAGAGGCUCAAAGAAUCUGGGGUCUUUGGCUCGUAUUCUGACGAAUACUUGAAUCAUGCCAAGAGAAACCGCGAAGAGUGGUUCCGCAAGGGAACUACGAUAGUGCAGUCAAUGGAGAAAGCUUUUGCGCAAAAGCACAAUGACAAGACCCCGCGAACACCGUCCCGUAGCAAGAUGCAAGCGAAAGAAGGCGUCAGUUCAGAACCUCCUGUGAGUAGACUUGUUGGGCUAGGGCGGUCGCGUUCUCAAGACUCAGUUGUCCCGAACUGGGACGAUAUCAACGAUAUCAGACGGCGACAGUCCAUGGAUGGCGCGCCCAGGGCUCCAAGAAGGCCAUCGAUUGGUGAAGUUAGUGGUACAGUUGUCGGGCUAAGGCGGACGCGUUCUCAAGACUCAAUUGUCCCGAUUUGGGACGAUAUCAACCAUAUCCGACGGCGACCGUCCAUGGAUGGCGCGCCCAAGGCUCCAAGAAGGCCAUCGCUUGAUGAAGUUAGUGCAUCUGGCCUCUUUUUUGACUGCCCUGACUUGAAACGAGGCGAGUCCGAAUGUGCCUGUACCAGACGAAGCCAAACCGAUGACGCCCCUUAUUAUCCUCUCCGAUCUCUUGACCUCCUUGGCCUUGAAGAACCAGCCAGAGCAGUCCAAGAGCUGUUCGACUCCAUGCCUCCACUGAAACGAAAACCGUCAUCAGAUGAUAUACCUCAGCAUCCUCGACGCUCUCGGGAUAGCAUCAGCCUAGCCGAUGACGCCCGUGCAGCCGCCGGAUUGGUCGCUCUAGACGAGCAACGUCAAGCCAAGUCGGUGGAUGAGACCCCCAGAACUCCAAAGCGUUCUCAUGACAGCCAAGAACUCGCCUUGAUAGUGGAGCAGAUCUUUGACGCACCCAAUCGGUCCAAUAGCCUCCCAACUAACCCAAAGAACGCGAAUAGACCUUCCCAAACUUCCGAUCCAAGCAUUGCUUUCACCAUGGACACGUCACACACCACUCAGAUGAGCACGUCCCACAACAGCCAUUCCAUUGACACGGUGCCCACAUCCUCCGCUCCUUCCAAAUCUGACAUGUCACCCAAGACUCCAAUCCGGCGCCGUGCUGUUGACGACGACGCCACUGUCGCAACAAUGGAACAGAUCCCAGAACAGACUGCAGCUGAACUGCAACUUCCAAUCAUGGGGAACACUACUACUACUGCAGAUAGCACGGCCUCUAUUAGUGAGGCUUCGUCAGAUUCCCAUCUCGAUGAAGAUGAAGACCACCUGCCAGAUGACGAAGAUGACACGAUCGACGACUCCUCCGUUUCGGACAAUGAUGAGUCCACGUUGCUGACAAUGGGCAAUCUGUGGACCUCACGCCACCAAACGGACAAUGCCAGUCACUUUGAUGACAGCACGAUAUUCACCAGAGAUCAACGGCAUUACAGUGACUUCUUCGCCAGCCAUGGAGACUUGGAAAGCCAGUGUGACGACAGCACAAUCUUCACAAGAUCGCAAAGGCAUCAUCAUGAAGUGGCGAGCUUUUUCGAUGACAGCACCAUUGUCACCCGAUCGCAACGCCAUCAACAUGAUUUGGCUAGCUUUGAUGAUGACUUCUCCGAAGCGGGAGUACGCGACACCGAAUCGGCAGACCAAUACAGUACGAUCCAUACCAGAGAAAGAAGCCUUCUAGGUGAUUUGGCUAGCCAAUCUGAUAACAGUACAAUCUUUACCAGAGAACAGCGCCAAAACCAUGAAGGGGCCAGCCAUUUUGAUGACAGUACAAUCAUGACACGAGAUCACCCGUUCCUGGGGGGCCCGUACGACCAGUUCGACGACUGCACGAUUCUGACCAAGGAACAACAGCAGCACAACGAUUGUGCUAGCCAAAACGAUGACAGCACAAUUUUGACCCGCGAACAGCAAUCCUUGGGCCCCACUGCGUCUGGUCCCAGCAGACAUGAGAACAAUUCCAAAGGUGCGAUGCUUGGUGCAACAGCCGCGACUGGCAGCUAACUAAUAAUGAAAGCUAUGCUUAUGGUACUGCGUUAAUCACACUCUGGCUACUAGCUAGAGAUAGGGCCCGGGCCUAAAGCCAGACUGUCUUAGUGGGUUAGAAGCGUGUGGGUAAACACGUCCUGGAGCUGCCCCAAGGCAAGCGCGGUGGGCGCAGUUCAACUAUAAAGAUACUGGCUACAAUUUAUAGUGGUUUUUAAAAAGACUGGAUCAAAUGGAAAUAGAUCGAAGUGAAGCAACCUGUCGAGGGGGUUUGCGAGCUCUCGACAAACACAUCUGUAGACCACAAC
Seminavis robusta is the source of this 6771-nucleotide messenger RNA. NCBI's taxonomy places the organism in Eukaryota, Bacillariophyta, Bacillariophyceae, Naviculales, Naviculaceae. The record is from the annotation of a GenBank genome assembly.